Nematolebias whitei (Rio pearlfish) is the source of this 1887-nucleotide messenger RNA. Its product is annotated as histidine-rich glycoprotein. The coding region runs from base 97 to 1836 and encodes 579 amino acids. The transcript is spliced from 7 exons. The record is from RefSeq and is a predicted model, not a curated record. Gene Ontology annotation, cellular component: extracellular region. Lineage: Eukaryota; Metazoa; Chordata; Actinopteri; Cyprinodontiformes; Rivulidae. Gene Ontology annotation, molecular function: cysteine-type endopeptidase inhibitor activity. Gene Ontology annotation, biological process: negative regulation of endopeptidase activity.
UCAUUUCUCCAUCUGCUAUCGCUCUUACCAGGCUGCGUGUGAGAGGACGAGGGCCAUUGUGUCGGGCUGAGACAAAGUCAAAAACAGGCCUUUACAAUGAGGACUUGUGUUCUCUUGUUGCUGGUGCUGGGGUGUGUCUACGGUGCCCCCGUGGAUCAUGGCCUGGAGUCGGGGUCGUGUGACGAUCCAGCAGCAGUGAGCGCUGCACAUUUGGCUCUCGGCAAGAUCAACUUGGAUCGGACCGAGGGCUACAUCUUCACCCUGCACCGCCUGGCCAAUGUCCACAUGGCCAAACAUGAAGAGGUCGGCGUGGUUUACUACCUGACUCUGGAUGUUGAAGAGACUAGCUGCAGCGUGGUCAGCAGGAAGGACUGGAAAGAGUGUCAGGCUCGUUCCACCACUGAGGUGCCGGUGUAUGGACAAUGCAAAGCUGCUAUCUUCAUCAGCAAACCUCACAGAGUGGUGCGUCUCUACAAAUACAGGUGUCUCGUCAGACCAGUUCCUGCUGCUCGCGUGACACAGAUUUGUCCAGACUGCCCAACUUUGAUCAACUUUGACAACGAAGAAAUCCAGCAGACCGUGUCUAUGUCACUGGAGAAGUACAACAAUGAGAGUAACAACAACAAUCGCUUUGCUCUGCUUCAGAUCUCCCGCGCUUCUGCCGGUAUGGGGAUCAGCAUGAUGUACCAUGUGGAGUACACCAUUCAGGAGACCACCUGUGGCAUACACACAAAGGGUGGGGCAGCUGAGAAGUGCCCAUUCAUGACUUGUGGGUUUGCACAUUUGGGCUUCUGUAAGGCAUCCCACCACCAUUCUCCCAGUGGGGAACAGAUUUUCCAAGUAAAGUGUGAGAUUUAUGAGCCUGAGGCUUCUAACAGAGAGAAGGCGCUACACCUGCUGGGUGACGCAACUAGCCACAGCCACAAUGACUCGCACAUACAUGCUCCUGGUGAAGAGCACGGACAUGGCCAUGACCAUGACCAUCACCACCACGGCAAAGAGCAUGGACAAGGCCACGGGCAUGGCAAAGGACAUGAACACAGCGAUGAGCAAGGCAAAGGACACGGACACAGGCAUGGCAAAGGACAUGAAGGACACGAUCACGGCCAUUUUCAUGGUGGCAGAAACAGGACAUGCUCACAUGGACCAAACAAGACGUGCUCACAUGGCCAUGGACACAGAUUCGGACACAGACAACCAAGCCCACAUGACCACAUCCAUGACCACACCAAGGACCACACCCAUCAUGAUGAAGAGCAUCUUUUAGGUAGCAAUCACCACCACACACAUGACCACAAACCAGGCAGUGCCUACAGGCAUGCCCACGACCACUCUCACGACCACGGGAUUGAUGGAACCCAUGAUCACGUGCAUGCGUACCAUGCCCAGGCAUAUGACCACUCAGGUGACUCUCCCAACCAUCACCAUAAUUACAGUCAUCCUAAGGGCAUGCACACACAUGAGCAUGACCACGAGAUUGCACUGGACCACGACCACAAGCAUGCUCACCUGCAUGAGCAUGAGCAUCACCACCAUCACCACACACAUGAUCAUGAGGGUGAAUACCAUGACGAACCAGAGGGCAUGGUGAAGAAGAUUGAAGCCCUGGGCCAUAACAUUACCAAACCUAUCUUCCCAGAACUCCCUCCACAGCCCGCCCUUCUGAUCCUCAAGCCUGACCCGCAGAUCCCAGGUGUGCCUGAACCCGGCAUCCUGGGCUUCCAGGCCUUCCCAAACACAGCCUCGGCUGCGUGUCCCCCACCAGCUGCAGGAGAAAGCCUGGUGCAGAAACUCUUUGCUGAGGAUGACUUGUUCAAGCCUGGCAACCAUUUCUAAAUGACAAACACAGACUUUCAGAAAUGAUUAAAUUUAAUACAUUUGCAUUUA